GCGCAUGCGCACGGUGGGCGGCUGAUGGGACCGGCGAGCUUCUGUCUCAGCCGGUGACAGAGACCCGGCCGCGGUCCUUGCGGAGGUCUCGGGGUGCGCUUGGACCCUGGCUUCCCGGGCGCGUCAGGAGCAGGGAGCAUUGGGCUUUCCACCAUCAGGCCAAAGAUGCCUCUCUUUGGGAAUACUUUCAGUCCAAAGAAGACGCCACCACGGAAGUCUGCUUCUCUCUCCAACCUGCAUUCUCUGGAUCGCUCAACCCGGGAGGUGGAGCUGGGCCUUGACUACGGAACUCCCACGAUGAACCUGGCAGGGCAAAGCCUGAAGUUUGAAAAUGGCCAGUGGAUAGCAGACACGGGGAUUAGCGGAGGUGUGGACAGGAGGGAGGCCCAGCGUCUUCGCAGGCGGAACCAGCAGCUGGAGGAGGAGAACAAUCUCUUGCGGCUGAAAGUGGACAUCCUGCUGGACAUGCUUUCUGAGACCACCGCCGAAUCCCACCUCAUGGAGAAGGAACUGGAUGAACUGAAGAGUGUCAGUCGGAGGAGAAAAUGAAGACCUCCAAGACAUUCCUUAGGAGAGCAGGUUGAAGCCCACUGGUGCCCACUGGUUGGGCAGGAUGUGGUUGUGCCGGUUGAGCAGGUUUUUGUUUUUGUUUUAGCCAAACUAGUGGAUUAGGUCCUAAGAGAGUGGAUCACAGCAUGGAGCCCACAGGCACUGGCACCCCUGGGUUGGCCAUAGGGAGGUGACACAUAACUGAGGAAACGAGAAUCCAGGCCAGGGCAGUGAGUAGAACAGGACUCCAGAUGUACCUGCCUACGGAUGCCAGCCUAAUCCAGGCCUCAGUGAUACGGGGGAUGGGGGGUGACGGUCAGCCCUGGGUGCUCUCCGCACAUGUAAGUGUACAAAUGUACACGUCUCGGGGUCACCCCGCCAGACAGACUGUGGGGAAGCAGCUGGAGUUCACACUCAGCCCCUCACAGUGGUUUGGUGCCUGGCAUCAGUUCCAGAGAGCCCUGUAGUUGGGGGUCUGGACUCUCAGGCCUCCCUCCCUGCCUCUAAGGAAUUCUCGUUCCCGGUCCCCAGCUGCCAGCACCAGCCUUCCACACAACACUCUAUUUUUGUGCUACUUUCCUGUUUACACGACUUUUUAAUUAAAUAAUGUUAAAUAAGCACUCUGUGGCUAAAGUGACUGAAGAAAGAAACACGAGUUCCUCUAGAAGUAAACGGAGCCUGGAGUCUUAAGUUUUUGUUGCUCUAUCAAAAGACAGAAUGUUGGGACCAGCAGAUGGCCUAGAGCAUAGAUAACAGACUGACCACUGACUCCUGGAUGCUGUGACUGCAAACUCACGCCCGGCACAUGUGUGUACGUGCCCAAG
Messenger RNA from Tupaia belangeri chinensis (Chinese tree shrew), 1373 nucleotides. RefSeq names its product chibby 1, beta catenin antagonist (gene CBY1). Gene Ontology annotation, biological process: negative regulation of Wnt signaling pathway. The record is from RefSeq and is a predicted model, not a curated record. Gene Ontology annotation, cellular component: nucleus. Bases 166 to 549 code for a protein of 127 amino acids. The transcript has 5 exons. NCBI's taxonomy places the organism in Eukaryota, Metazoa, Chordata, Mammalia, Scandentia, Tupaiidae.